GUCGGCUUCCUGAGCGAACAGGGGAACAAGAUCGUACUUGUUACGUUGAUACGUCUCCUCUUAGCGUACUUGUUACGUUGAUACGUCUAGUACUGUUAUAGUUGAUGUCGAUGGGGCAAAAAAGGCUGUCAGACCUAGUAGAACUAGAGAUGGGCCUAAGAUGAUUCAUUCACGCCCAUUUCAUCAUGGGACUUUCUGAAUCUCUAGCACGUUUAGGAGUAAGAUCCCAAAAAGGAAAAAAUCAGGUAGACGUUGUGAACUCUCUGCCUUACCGGCAAUUUCAAGUAGGCGAACGUUAUCGGAUUGCGGACCGCGGUGCUGUGUUGCGUGAAGGAGAGGCACUAGAUUCCGAGAAACUAUGUCACCUUCCCGCUGGUGUCCUAGUCACCAUAGAAAAACUCGAGGCACGUCGUGCUUUGGUGCAAUCGGGUGGCAGUACGAGGGGUUGGCUGUCGGUUAUCAGUGCGAAU
Amoebophrya sp. A25 is the source of this 470-nucleotide messenger RNA. The record is from the annotation of a GenBank genome assembly. Lineage: Eukaryota; Dinophyceae; Syndiniales; Amoebophryaceae.